Toxorhynchites rutilus septentrionalis is the source of this 1776-nucleotide messenger RNA. It is a transcript of the gene CysRS-m, whose product is annotated as probable cysteine--tRNA ligase, mitochondrial. Gene Ontology annotation, biological process: cysteinyl-tRNA aminoacylation. Gene Ontology annotation, molecular function: ATP binding; cysteine-tRNA ligase activity. Gene Ontology annotation, cellular component: cytoplasm. The transcript has a single exon. The record is from RefSeq and is a predicted model, not a curated record. Bases 224 to 1747 code for a protein of 507 amino acids. NCBI's taxonomy places the organism in Eukaryota, Metazoa, Arthropoda, Insecta, Diptera, Culicidae.
UUAGAAUUGAUAGCACAAAUCAAUCUUGUUUACAUGUUUCUUGAUCUAGUUAUUUCUGCUAUUGUUCAAAAUAUUUCUUACAUUUAUUUCAUCUAGUAAAAUAUUUUAGAAGUGAUGUACAUACGUAGUUGCAAAAAUACUUAAGACAAAAAGAUAAUCCUGGUUAAACGGCACCGAGUGUGAAGAAACAGCAAAUGAAGUUUGUUGAAUUUUUUUACAGAAAAUGAUAACGUAUUUACGGCAAACACGAUAUUUGUGUACGAAACCGUUUUUCGAGACGGACGCCCUCAUAUACUCCUGCAAAGCCCGUGAUAAAGUACCACUGAACCUUCCAUCGAACGCAAUCACCUCCUUCUAUACCUGCGGUCCAACGGUGUACGAUUCGGCUCACAUCGGUCAUGCCAGCUGUUACGUUCGACUCGACAUUAUACAGCGCAUCUUGAGAAACCACUUCCGGCUGAAUUUGGUAACUGCAAUGAAUAUCACCGACAUCGACGAUAAAAUAAUCAAACGAGCCGAGCUACAGGGAAAGGCUUGGCAUAACAUUUCCAAACAUUUCGAGCUGGAGUUUUGGGGUGAUCUCCAGCGGUUAAACGUUAAACUACCGGAUAUAAAACUGCGGGUAACCGAUCACAUUCCCUCAAUUGUAAGCUUUAUUGAGAAAUUAGUGAUAAGCAGUUUUGCCUACUCUUCAAUCGACGGCUCGAUUUACUUUGACUCCUGCAAAUAUCCUCAGUAUGGAAAGCUGCAAAACGUUCCUACUGAAGCAGCUCCCGGCGAGGGCAAGAAAAACGCCGCCGAUUUUGCCCUUUGGAAAGCAGCCAAACCCGGGGAACCGUCAUGGGAUUCGCCCUUCGGAAAGGGUCGCCCAGGUUGGCAUAUCGAGUGUUCAACGCUAGCAUCUCACAUUUUCGGGGAACGACUCGAUUUUCACGCCGGUGGCAUGGAUCUGCGGUUUCCCCAUCAUGAGAACGAAGAAGCUCAAAGCUGUUGCUAUCAUCGGGUCGAUGACUGGGUCAGCUACUGGAUUCACACCGGCCAGCUACACGUGGAAGGGCAGCAGCACAAAAUGUCAAAAUCGCUGAAGAAUACCAUCAGCGUGUCGGAUUUACUGCAACGAUUCUCGACUGAUGAAUUCCGAAUGCUUUGUUUGCUUUCCCACUAUCGGAAUUCGAUUGAUUUCGGUAACGAAACGAUGACGGUUGCGACGAGUGUUUUGAAAAAGUUCCACUCGUUCCUGGACGAUACGAAGGCUUAUGUCACCGGAGUGAGACCAGCAUGCGACGUAGAUGCGAGCUCCCUCCAUUGCAAGCUAGAUGAAGCAGUUGUCAAGAUUGAUGGUUUUCUGAAAAAUGACUUCAACACAGCCGGCGUUAUCACCACGCUGGGGGAGCUCUCAUCCGAGGUUCAUAAAUCGAUAAACCAAAAGCAGACAAAGUUAACUGUAGCAUCGGAAAGCGGCUCAAUUCAGGCCGUUUCGAACUACAUCCGGCAGCAGCUACUAAUGUUCGGUUUAGUUUCGAUGGAUGACGAUCAUCGGUCCGAUUCGAACGAAUCCAAUGGUUCAACGGAACGGAUUAUAGAAAGUGUUGUACAAAUUAGGAAUUCCAUCCGCUCUCAAGCGAUGAGCAACAAAGAUCCGAGGAUGUUUGCCAUAUGUGAUCAAAUACGGGAUCAGCUUAAGGAGAUGAAUGUGGAAAUAAAGGAUCAUGGCAAAAUUUCUUCUUGGAGCUUCACGAAGCGAUGAAAAAGUGAAUAAUAAACACAUUUUGAAAA